Molecule: messenger RNA, 873 nt
Organism: Suillus plorans
Lineage: Eukaryota; Fungi; Basidiomycota; Agaricomycetes; Boletales; Suillaceae
Exons: 2
Coding region: 407-679 (90 amino acids)
Source: RefSeq, a predicted model, not a curated record
CUUGAUGUGAGUAAGCACGUGCACUUCGUCGAUUGGAAUGCUCACGGUUUCCACAUCAGCGAGUUGACGUCGUAAACAUCAUCAUACAUAGCAAUCCACUCUGGAUGACUAUAAUGUUGUCAAUUUUACAUCGACAUCUAUGUUUUCCAGUACGUCAAAGGAAAUGCCGCUGCGGCCGGUACCAAAAACAUUACGUCAACAUGCUGAGGCCUAGGCGAAUGUUAUUGCGUCUCUUCCUGCGACUUAUUCUUGAAAUCAGGUUCACGGAUAGCACAUGAUAUGAAUCCGUUACCGCCGCAAAUCCGGCCCACCUCUUGCAGCCGAGUUGUUUAUCUGGUUUUGUGACUUCCAUUCGCCCUCGGAAUUCACUCGCCUCCGAACCAGGUCUCUAGUACCUGAUGAAGUAAUGUCACAUCCGGUCAUGACAGCCGUGGAAGAUCCAGCCAAUGAUUUUAUCACUUGGUCCAAUGAUGUUUUCUCUUACAAUGUGGAGCAAUCUCGCCAUGAUACACAUAAUCUUAUUGUUGUGCUCAUGCGCGAACAAGACCUGAAUUUGCAAGGCGCUCUAGACUACUCCUGUUUGCUGUGCGAGAGUGCCAUCCAGCGCUUUGAACACAACCGUGCUAUCCUCGCCUCACGGGGCAGAGAGCUUGAUAAACAGGCGGGGUUUGUAUCUUAGUCGGCGCUUUACUCCGACGAUCCGUGCUCAACAGGAUGAACUUCAUUGAGGAACAUUGCAAGGACCCUGACGCAAAUCUUACGCGCGUGCUGCAGUCGCAUCGUUAAAUGCUGUCGUAGUACAACUAUGACGUAGAAUCAGUUGUAUAGGCGACUUAUGCAGAUUCUCGUUAUAUUUUAGCAUCGGCUUCAAGG